AUGAUAGAUCUAGAUCACGCCGUCUCCCCCGCCAGCACGGCGUCGCGUGCAUUCAAUUCGCUCGACGCGCGCAGUCAACGUGACGAAUUGCAACUAGGGCCCUCUGUGCUCUUGUCCUCUCCUUCAUCCAGAGAGUCAAGCCCGUGCAGCGCCGGAUCGCCCUCCCAGCGGCGUUCACCACGAAGUAUCACCCUUGAGCCGCCGCAACUGCCAUUCUUGUCGGCCCAUCACCUCUCGCGUCGGCCACAGGAGUCCCUUGUAUCGUCCCCAGAGACACGUCGGGCAGAAAGUAGUAUUUACUACACCACAGCCUGGGGCUCCCCGUAUGCUGCACCCAGCACUCGAAGACUCUCGCUGACUCUCAGCCAAUUUGCCGGUAUCGAUUCCGUCUCUCGUGAGAGCUCUCCGCCCGCGUCUAUCAGGAUCAAUCCGCCCGAGCUUCGACGAGCAAGCGUUGCGGAAGGAUUCACGGGUCCAUCCAAUUAUAACGAAAGGACCAUCCGGGACUUUACGCAAGACUGGAUAAACCAAUACCUAUCUGGUCAGCAAAGGACGGAGAAAAGCAACUGGCUGAGCGACGAUUCCGGAAGUGAAGCCCCUUCCUAUUUCACCGCGAAGAACCACCUGGCAGACGAUCUCUCGGACGACUGGCUUGGUCUUGAAGAGGAGAAGCGCGAAAGCGAUCUGCUGAAGACUCCAACCCUUUCGGACUUUGUUGGUCGAAGGGCUGCCUUGAGAGGGAAAGCCAAACAGAACAAGCACAAGCGUACUGAUACUCUGCGCCAGGAAGACUUUUGGGGGUUUGCAUACGACAAAGACCAGCCGACGGAUACGAUGGCUGCUUCAUUGGAUCUUCACCAGGUAGCGGAGGCCGUCUCGUCGACAGAGAAGCCACUGCCACCGCCGCCUCCCGCUAAUUUAGCAGACGACCAGGCAGAGGCAGAGGUAGCCGCAGCGAUACAGCCAGGCUCGCAGCCGGAACUCGUGAGCAGGCAGACUUCGAAUCCGGCGGUCUCGUCAGCCUCACUUGCACGACCACGGAAGAAGCUUGUGUGGCGCGGGAAGGCCUGUGUAAUAUAUCUCCCUCAAGACGACCAACGAGGGUCUGAACAAGCCGGACGUAGUCUGAUGAAACGGACAGAUGUCGAAGAGAAAUUGAGGCAAUGGGAGGAGCAAGGAUGGGACGUGCGUGGAUUCUCUGUUGGAGACGAAAACGACCCUUCAGCAACGACUGAUCUUGGAGGAUUGAGCCGUCCGCUAUACCCUGAUCCAUACGAGGUAUAUGAAGAGUCAAAAGGGCAAAGGCCAUAUAUUCAGUUCCCCAACAAGGCUGUCUGGGAUGCCUAUGUCGCCGAGUUGCAGGAGGCAAAGCUACGGGCUCUGGGAGUUUCCUUUGGCGACCCUGAGCCUCAACCGUCGAUUUCCCCGGCGUCUGCCGCGCAAACACCUUUCGCUGGCCUCGUGGCCUCGCCGCCGAUUCCCACUGCGUCAGCCGCCAGCAAUCCGAUGGGACAGAUGCAUCCAUUCUCGCCGCACUUUGGCCAGCCUGUGGGCUCGAGUGCUGGCCUGGGUUCCUUGGCUUCACCUGCAUCGCAGUUCAGUGUACAGACUCCAUUUAUGGGUAUUGAGCAGAAUAUGAUGCCAGGAUACCCAUUCCAGUUCCAGCCAACGCCGCCGGCGCAAGGUGCGAUGACACCUCAGAGCUUGGUUAAUCUUCGUCAUGCCAGUGCCUCUGGCGGUCCCACUGCACUUUCCAGCCUCAAUUCGAUGCUUUCACCUGUAUCGCCUCUCCACGAUCAAAGUCAUCUCCAUGGCUUCAACGAAAAGGCUGUGUGGGACAAUCAGCACAGGUUCGACAGCCGAGAAGACACACAGCCUUACCCUGCACCUCAAACUCCCGUCAAUGCUCCAGACCAUUUCCACGCCUCCAACGUGGAAAUUGCUCACCCAACACCUCGCGGGCACGGUCACAACCUGAGUGAGACACUUCAACGGGGACUUGACCAGAUGAACCACUCCGAAUACCGUACGGACGAUCGACCUGAGCAUCUUGCAACUAGUGAACGCCGUGACCACCAGCAUGGUUUCAAUAAUGGGGUCUUCCCGUCUCACUGGCCCAUGCAUGAACUCGAUCAGCAACACCACAUCCACGGCAAUGUCCAACAGGCCCCACACUCCUUCACAACACAACCGCAGCCCCACGGCUUCUACAACACACAUUACGGGCAAACAGAUGGUCACGACGGCUCGGACCUGGAAACUAAUCCUAGUCUCAGCGGUACGCCUCAAAUUCGCAGUGCUCUUCCUCACCAGGGACCAUGGCACGAGUCCAAAGCUAGCCACCACUCAAAACAUUCACUCUCAUCGCUUAACGUUGAAGCUAAGCCAUUUGACCCAAGUGCUUCAUUUGCGUCACCCCCGUCAACUUUUGGUCACAACGCUUAUCAAUUUGGAGCGAUGGACGAAAUGGGCCAGCCCGGACUUGGGUUCACUGCUCUCCCGCCUUUUGCACCUGCCAACCCUUUGAGUACAUCGCUGCAGCAGAGCACGGUACCCAAGCUCGAGCAGAAGCCCAGCAUGUUCAAAUUCUCUGCUGCAUCGUUUAAUGUUGAAGCACCCGAGUUCAAUCCCUCGGCAAGCAUCACUUCAAAUGCAAGCGCCGAGCAGCCAUCUGGCAGUCGCACCAAAAUAUUCGGCGAUAUUGACUUUGCGGGGCAUGCGAUCCCUUCGAAAGAAUCAAAGGCCAUCCCUAUUGUUCGACCGGAUAGGAAUGACUCUGUCCAGGAUAGCUAUCACGAGCAGGAGACUAUGGAUGAUGCCAGCGGACGCCCGGUUCCUACGGACCGUCAUAAGCGUGCUCGUCGGGGGAUUGGUCAUGCUCAGGGGGAAAGUCGCUACAGUCUUUCCUCGCAGCCCUUGGGCGAGCUGAGCAACGUCCAGUCGACGGGUGCUAUUCAAGGCUUCGCCGAAGGCAAGGAAAACGCCGUGCCUGAAAACAGUAAGGUUACCGAGAGACGAGGUACUCCUGUGAGUGAGGCCACCACUUGGACUUUGUUCGAUGCCAAGAAUGAGGAUAGCCCAAUUCGCUCAGGCGAAAACACGGAGGAACGUCAGGAGGAGGCUCAUCCUCACAUGAAGAGGACUCCUGGUACCGCCCAGAAGUCCACGAAGCAUGCACGCCACGAAUCUCACAUUUCAAUCAAGAGCGACAAGCUGUCUGCUAACACUCGGCCAUUUGAGAUUGAGCCUGUUGCUUCUUCUGACAUGCCCCUGGGCACGACUUCUGCGCGUGAGGAAGAAGGCAGAGUGGCAUCAACGGAGUUCGAUUAUGACGAGUCUCAAAAGGUCAACAGCGAGUCCGUGAGGAAUGGCCUCAUGGCAUCGCGGUUCGCUACUGCAAGCCCUCCUUCUACGCAGAAUCUCGCGAAAAGCGCAAGUGAAAUCAUCAGAGAAACGCCACGCCCGAAGCCGGACCUGUCUCGAUGGCAGGAAUCAGCGGAGGAAUCGCCAGACGAGGACGAGCUCAACGCUAUCAUGGACCAACUCAAUGAUGACUCUGACGUUGGCAUUGAGCGCCAGCAUACGCCGUUACCUCCUCAGUAUGCCCCUGAAUCUGCCCCAACCAAGGAGCAUCGCUUUGGACCAGCCGAAGGCCGCAGCGAGGCCCCAAGCCCUAGUCCAGGCGGAGGCCAAAGAUCAUACAAACUUGCUAUUCCGCGAUUGGGCUCUGAUAUUGAUGUCAACAGCAAUGGGACGUUCUCACCUCACAAAAGCCUUAUUUCGCGACUUCAUUCCCCCGUGCGACAGCUGGUCACUGAGAACGAUCACGUCAGCGACUGGGAUGACAUGAUCUCCUCCGGUGAGGAUGAGAAGUUUUUCAACCGCAAUCGCUUCUUUGAUCGGCGUAUCAAUGAUCUGGUUGGCUCAGCCAUCGAUGAGCGUUUGACCCCAAUGGAGCGAGCACUGGCCGUAAUCCAGCAGUCUGUGGCUACCAUUGCGUCUGGGACUGCAAGUCGUAGAGUUUUCCGCAGCACAUCUGCCGAAAUGGAGGACAGCGAUGCCGAUGACGAGGACGACGAGGAAGAGCAAUUGAACUCUGUUCGUGAACGCUCACCGCAUUAUCUGCGCGACCGUAAGCUGGAGAUGUUGAAGAGCGUCGUGAUGGAAGCGCUGGUUACGCACGACAUGCCUAAUCGCGGAACUCAACAUUCGAGUCGGAGUGAGAUGGCUCAGCUCAAGGAGAGCAUCGCUGAACUUCAGGCUUUGACCAUCAAGAAACUGGCUCAAGACCCGGUAGGCGAUAUGCGUGAGAUCCUAGAGGAAUCUCUUGCUCGCCAUGCCGCGCAGCAGACUCCGCGACUCUCAGAGGCAGAAGAGAUUGGGGCCGACAGCCUUAUGCUUCAGAUUGACGGCCUCAAACAGAUGUUGAGACUCGCUGACGACCGUGCCGAGACUGAAUACCGGCUGCGUCGGGAAGCGAACGACUCCGUUGCUGAGCUGCAACACUUGUUGAAGGUCGCCGAGGAGGAUGCUGCUCGUCACAGCGCUGCGGCAGAAGACGCAGAGGCACGUCUUCUGCAGUUCAAGGAAGAGAAGAUUCCUCAUCUCGAGAAGAUGCAAUUCCGCUCAGAGGCCUUGGCCGACGAGAGUGAAACGCUCAAGGUCACUAUUGCGGAAUUGUCGACUAAGAAUAUUGCUCUUGAAGGCACGCUAGAUGAGUACCGUGUCUCUGCGGAUAGUUUCCGUCGCCAGCUGGAGAGCACAAAGACAGAGAAUGCGUCUUUGCGGGAGACGGUCGACGCUUUGCGCACACGCAUUGAGGACAGUAUGGCUGCUCGACAGAACUUGACUGAGAAGUUUGACAAGCUGCAAGCUGACAUGAUUAAUGUCACCUCUGACGUUGUGCGCGAGCAAGCUACUUUCAGGCGGAAAGAGGAAGAGUACCUUGCCAAGCAGAACAUGCUGCAGGCAUCGUAUGACCGCGAGGUCAAGUUGCGCGAGAAGUUGGAGGAGGAGAUCUACCACUUGGAGAAGCAGGAGAAAGAAUCAGCAAAGACCAAGUUCCUGUAUGAGCAAUCACGGCAAGAAAACUUUAAGAUGGAGGAGACUGUUUCCCUCCUCCGAGCAGAGAACCAUAACCUUCAGCUCACUGCUGCCCGUUUCGAGCGUGAGUCCAACGAGGCACGUGAGACCAGUCGUGUGGAGAUUCAGCGGAUGCGCUCAUCGUUGGAAGCCGACCUCGAAGCUUCUAACAGCCAGGUGAAUAUUGUUCGUGCCGAGCUUGAAACUCAAAUCCUUCGCCUCGAAACCCAGUUGGACAAUGUCCGGUUGGAUAACGACACCUCUCGCGAGCGCUACGAAAUGCUCCUGGAAGAAGCUAAGGAAUCGCGUCUAAAUGCUGUUGCGACUGCAAACCAGGCGCGGGAGAUGGCUCUUGAGGACCAGCGUAAGACGCAUGAACGAGUGCUCAAUGAUCUUCGGGAACGCCAUGCCCGGGCUUUGCACAACUCUUCAGAGGAUCGUCAGCGGGGCGAGGCUCACAUGAACGACCGAUUGGCCUUGGCAGACGACCGCGCUAAGCACCUUGAAGAUCGCGUAAAACACCUUGAGGAGAAGCUGGAAAUUGCGCAAUCCGCUGCCCGAGCUGCCGCUGAGGCUGCGCAAAACGCCAAAUCUAGCUCUUCCACUCACCAGGUUUCGACCUCGGCAGCACCUGUACACUCGUCUUCGCCGUCGAUGUCCUACAAGGCGGCGUCCCAGGAGCCCGAGAAGAUUUCACCUCAAGCCCUGCGCGAGUCAAUCUUCGUCUUGCAGGAUCAGCUCCAACAACGUGAGACUCGCAUUGAGGAGCUUGAGCAGGAGGUUGCUUCAGUGGACAAGAAUGCCCCCAACAAGAUCAAGGAGAGGGAUAGUGAGAUCACAUGGCUUCGUGAACUUCUUGGAGUUCGCAUCGAUGAUCUGCAGGAUAUCAUCAAGACCCUCUCCCAGCCCUCUUUCAACAAGCAUGCUGUCCGUGAUGCGGCUAUUCGUCUAAAGGCCAACCUGCAAAUGCAGCAACAGGAGCGCGAACGAAUCUCAAAUGGGUCAGGUCUGCCGUCCUUGCAAUCACUCUCUGAGCUUGCUGCCUCGCCAAGAUCAUUGCCUUUAGCUGCUGCCGCCGCCUGGGGUAACUGGCGAAAGGCUCGCGAUGGGGGCAAUGGAGGCUCAACGCCUUCUGAGCAAACACCGUCCAAGCCCAGCAAUGCCGGGACCUUCCUGUCGGGCCUUUUGACGCCUCCGAGCUCUCAUGCUCGCGCGAAUCCUCCGAGGGGGGCCCCAAAUCGACCCCUGUAUGGCGAGGCGAGGCCCUUGAGAGGUCAUGCCUCCACUGCUCGUCAGGAGCCAAGUCGCGUAGAGCCCACGGUCCGCCAGGACAGCCCAAUUUCCGAGACGCCGAGAACUCCUCCUUUGCUCCACCGCUCAAGCUACGACCAUGACGCGGAGCCAGCAAAUUACGAAGAAGCUCAAUUCGCCUCGGAUGACAUUGAGUCCACCGUUGAUGGUAUGGUCUCGGCGUCGCCAAAAGAUUCCGAUGAGGGGCCCUUUGGACCUUCCAUUCCCUCUGAGCCCGUCCUCGAGGAGUAA
Messenger RNA from Penicillium diatomitis, 6624 nucleotides. RefSeq names its product putative myosin class II heavy chain (MHC). Gene Ontology annotation, cellular component: cytoskeleton. The transcript has a single exon. Bases 1 to 6624 code for a protein of 2207 amino acids. NCBI's taxonomy places the organism in Eukaryota, Fungi, Ascomycota, Eurotiomycetes, Eurotiales, Aspergillaceae. The record is from RefSeq and is a predicted model, not a curated record.